GGAAAGUUACGUCCUCGAAAUCCAGCACCAUGGAGCACCAAAAUAAACGUGGGAAGAAACAUCUUCACCUUUAAAAGAUUAUUGUCAUUGUGGAAGUGAACAUUAAUUUCUACGUCUUCAGUGCACUUCUUUGGCUUUCCACCGAAGGCGAGACGGAGAACAAUGCAUCUUGAAAUUUACGAUUAUAAUUCCGUUGUGAAUAUCAUAACCAGUCAAUGAGUACGAAAAAGAAUUAAUAAAACAACAUACUUAAAGCAUUCAACUAUCAAACCAAAGUUUGUAUCUAGAAAAUCUACAGAAAGACGUGUAGACAAAGGUGCUGAUUGCUGUAAGGCUAGAUGCUGGUUUUACAUCAGAUAGAUACUUGCCAUUACUUCCCUCAUCUCUGUGGCUGACUCAAAAUGAGCAAAGACAGUAUUCUACCCUCAGAGACACAGAAUGACAUAGGUGAUAUCAGGUCUUGUCGUCAAUUGGGAGAGCAUUAUCAUGACACGAAUAGCGAAAGAUCAAGUGCUGAGUCCGACCCUUACCCCAUAUGGGAGAACAGCUCUUUUAACGAAAAGAUGAACAGGGUAAAAAAUUCUCGUGCAGGAUUGGGUCAGAGAACCCUUCCGUCAAACCGUGGUCGCAAAGGUGGUACAGGGGUGGCGGUGUCUACCGCGAGUCUGGCCACAAAAGAAGGCCGCGUCACAAGCAAACACAAAGAACAAGCGCACACUGCUACAGUCCCUUCAUUAGCGGCAGAGCAGGAUUCCAAACACAUGCAGUCCCUCUCAAAUAGACUCCGAGAGUCGCAGAAGUCCUUCUUAACAGACAGUGAGAGGCGAGAGUGGUACGAGAAGAGGGGCUAUACGAUCUCCGCAAACGGCUUGAUAGUGCCACGACAUCAGCCAGUGGCCAAGAGCGAAAACGAGGAAAGUUUUAUCGAAAAUUACAAUGAAAAAGAGAAAGCAAGUUGUGAUGUAUUGUGCAGUUCUCCUGGAGGGGACAAGCAAAGAAGGAAAAACUGUGACUGCUAUCUUUCUUCAUCUGACGAAGGCAGUGGCAAAGGAAACUUUUCAGAUAAGGAUAUCCCUUGUAUUCCUAACAUGAAAAAGUUCAUGAAUCGUAGAAAACGUUUCAUCAGAAGUAGCCCCAGAGAGCAAACAACGUUUAAAGCCCUUGGAUGCCCAGCGACAAACAAUGAAGAAAGCGGCAGUUCAUUUCUGGACAACAAAGACAGUGGUAAUAGACAUCUGCUUAUAUCUCCAGACAUGUUUACCAGGCUAUACCCAGCUAGAGUGGCUCUGGAUUUCUUGAGUUCAGACUUUCACUGUGGGAACGAGCUGUUGGAUAUGGAGUGUUAUGGGAGUUAUGAAGACGGGGAAAACCACGUCUUUGAGGCAGCCACUGCUGAUGAAGACAUAGUCGACUUACACGAAUGUGGGGAUGUGUCAGGAAGUAACAGGUAUUCUCAAAUGGGCAAAUCGGUGAAUGUAGAUGUUCAAAAUGACCAAGUAAAAUCUAAGAAAGAGAUACAUUCCACUACUGAUGACCCAAAACAUGAAAUAAAACGCACAGCUGCAGCACUUUCGGGUCAAGGUGACGUCAUAAAUCAAGCAAAUCAAGCUGAGGGCCACGAAUCUCGUUACAGCGGCGCCAGCUUAAGUGACAGUAGUCAGUCUGAGAGCUCAACAGAAGAUGAAGAAGAGAUCCCUGGAGACAGCGAUUAUGUGAAAGAGAAAACUCAAGAAGAUACUAGACACACAGGCCGUCUCUCCCCCAACUCAAUGGUACGUACCUGUUACGCUAACCUUAUGUGUAGCAUGUUGAGGCAAAAUUCUGUACUACUCGACAAUGCCGAUAUGGAGGUAUAUAGACAGUCUCAUAGCUAUGAAUGUACAGAACCUGAUUCCGAAAUUGAUAUGGUGAUACCCACAGAACCAAAAUCAAUAGCAUCCAGCCCAUCCGACAAUCUACAAGACAUGGAACCAGUGAUAGAAGUACGUCUUAUGAAACAAAAACUUACAGAGCCGCCAUCAUUUUCAGACAAAACACAGUUUGAAACUGGGGUAAAAAUUGAAAAAUCCACAGAGGAAGAUAGCGCUUGUUCCAAACAGAAGAUGUCUCGGUCUGUAAAAACAUCAGACCAAGAAGAGUUUAACGUAUCCAGCAAGGACGAAAACAAACAAGAGCAUCGUACUGGAGAUAAGUUGCCUCUAGUGACCAAACAAUAUUCGAAUUGCCAUCAAACAAAUCAAGCUGGAUCGACAAAAGUAGACAAAUGGGGUUCCAACGACUCGAGGGUGUCGGGAUUGAUUCACGGUAAAGACGCAAACGAACACGACUCCAUGGAUGCAACUGUUCAAAGUCUACCAAGUAAAUCUGAUGAAGAUGUUCCAGGUGAUCUAUCACUUCUCAUUACGACAGAAAGUAAAGACACAGAAAACUUGGGAGAAGUAGAGACUGAUAUUACCACCAAAAUCAGAGUUUCACCUAUGGGUAUAGGUAACUCUUCUGGUGGUGGAGAAAACAGAUAUAGCCCGCUCCACAGCUGUAGAGGUCAAAAUUCCUCAAAUCUAGAGCAUAGGAACAACAAGCCGCGUGUCUCAAAUGCCAAAAAGGAGAACACAAAGGAGACACCUUCGCGUUCUACAGUCAAAACACCACCCAAAGACAUGGGUUCAAAUGUAUCAAAGUCCAGCCCGAGCCCUCGUCUGCCUGUCUAUCCCAUGACAAUCUCAGACCAUAAUCUCUACUGCAGGCAGAAACACCACUAUGACUAUGAGGUCGAAGUAAAUUCGCCUUUACGUCAGAUAUGCAAGGUUUCUUCAAACGAUAGCCUGAACUGUUCACAAAUAGUGACAGACUCGUGCCAAAACCCCCCAAAAAUGAGUACCGAAAAACCACAAGAAAUACAUUCUCGUUCGAACACGACCCACCUAACUGCUGACAAUUCUGGCAGAGUCUCCGGAGAGACAAUCAAAUCAGAUGCACGCCUUCUUCGAGAACAACAGGCGAUAACAAACGGUCAAAUUGAAACUUCUCUUGCUCUGACACAGUUAUACAAUAAGGCUGCGAGUCGAGCGGUAACAGAGAUACUCGGGAGUCCGCCUGUACCUCGGCCAUCGAUUAGACAGUCUCCGUGUACUUAUCAUGAAACCUCGGAGGUUCCACUAAACUGCGAACGACGGAAUAAUGGUCAAGCUUUGACUGCUGAACGAGAGCAUUUAGAAUACUCCAGUGAUGACAAUAAUUCACCCACACCAAUUCCUUUAGAUGAUCCCCCACAAUACAGUACUGAACACGGACAGAUCAUUAAGUCACACAAUGAGAACAAUUUCCGAUCAUGUAAAGAAUCCUUUGAGAAAGAACUUAAAAAUGAUAGGAACGGAGAUUGUGUCCAAUAUAAAUAUGAGUCCAAAGACUCCGAAAAUGAUUCAUGUUCAAAUGGUGAUAACCACAAUUACUCAAACUGUGACAGGAAAAGCAAAAAUAAAUAUACGGACAAAACAAAAAGCCCUCACAGUUGUGCUACGCCUGUGUGGUGCGAUGAAAAACAUGAAAAAGAAACAAAAGAGCAUAGAACUCAUUUUGAUUCUAAUAUGGGCAGCAUUGAAAGAAAAAGAGUUGAUGUUGGUGAGAGCGUAAAUAUGCCUUAUAUUCAUGGUUACAAAGAAAAUAUUGAGGAGUUUAAUCAACAAGGUGAUCACACUAUAAGUUCCCCCCACCAAUCAAGCUGCUGUUUGAAGAAAGAGCUAAUUGAAAACAGUGGGUCUCCCGCACAAGAGCGCCAGCUGUUCAGCGACCAAAGCCUUUUGAGACCAAACUCGGAUGAGCAAUUUUUGCCACUGGACACGCCCCUGUGUACUAACCAGACCGUUCCUGAUAACACACCAAAUGCUUCCAAAUGUGGAUCUGCUUGUAGUCUAUCAGAGAGUCCAGACCAGAGACAACAAGGUACCAGUGAUAUCGCAGGAGUAUCGCCAAGAGAAAGUCAAUCGAAAUCAUCUGAAGAGGGAGUUGCCAUUGGACAUUUGUUGGAGUUGCCAAGUAAACAAAACCAAGGGAAAGAGGAGGACAGCGAUCAUUGGGAUCGUAUACGAGCAAAAUUUGAAUUGUUUCAAGAAAGAAAAAAUCUCCAAUCUUACACAAACGGUGGAAGUUUCAAAACAGCAAGCAGAUCCUUGAGACAGAGUAUUAACUCCCGAAUAGAGACGCUCAAUAAGAUGCUUGUGUCCACAACACGUAGUGAAAGAGCUGGCGUUGUUGGGAACCCACGACGUACCAAACAGAGCACCAAUAUGACGAAAAACUUAUCCUCCCAGUCUUCCUCUACGUCAAAGAUACCUUACAAUAGUCGUCAGGGAUCCCAUCAUAAAGGAAAGGAUGGCUUUGUAUUGUCAAGUGAUGCCCAAGGAGCACAAAUCACUGAGCAUGUCACUGAAAAAGACUUUACUCCAAACGUGCCGUUCGACAGUUGUAUCACAGUCACCAAAAUUCCGGUGCGUGCAAAGGGGAGGCCAUCUCUUCAGGAAGCGGUGCAAGCGAAUGCUUACAGUAAUAAACAGCAAAAGGACACAAGCAAAAAGAAAUAUUUCAGUAAAGGUGAAAGGCAACCCUUGACCUGCCCCGAAUUCCAGCCCAGAAAACGAUACUCUGCUGAAGAAAACACACGGACAAAAUUUAGUAGUGAAGAGUCAAUGAAUAAAUCAAACAAUGCCAGUGGCGACUCUUGCACAAACAAUGUAAGAGAUACAAACCUCGUCCCCAAUGACAGUUUCACACAAGAUAUUUUCCUCGGAAGUCCUCGGGACCUACAACUGGCCGUGACGUCCCCUAAAGAAGAUACUGGAGAUACAGAAGGAGGAGCGUCGGCCAAUAACAUAAACCAAAACUCCCACAAAGGAGAUGACGUUUGUGUGGGACUAGUCAAACAUGGAAGCAGCAUUUGUUCCGAGAACGAUUCUCCAUCCAUCGGUACGUUACAGACUGAUUUGAAAUUCGAAUGUGCUGAUAUCUGUGCACGGUGCCUCGAAACAGAACUUCAUGUUAGCGCAAUGGGAGUAUCUCCUGUGUUACACUGCUUGUUUGAACAAAAUGCAAAUCUUAAAAAGUCAAACCUGCUAGUACUGAAUAAGACUGAGGGGUAUCCAGACGGUUCUUGUGCACCGUCACAUCUGUUCGACGUUGCAUCAACAAAAAUGUAUAACAUUCAGGCGUCUACUACCUCCUUAACCCCGGAGCAAAUUUUAGAGGUACCGGUAUCUGUAAUAAAGUCUGAGCCCCCUGGUGGAAACUAUGAGCAUCAAAGGAAAGAAAUCACGUCGGUUCUUCCUCGAAAAUUGGCUAGGUUUAUGGACGCAAAACAACCUAAACAAGCUGGUCUGUGCAUCAUGGCAAAGCAGACAAAGAAUCAAGACAAAAUGACCAUUGAAAACACAAAGACAGGUGCACGUAACCUAUAUGAAAACAUCUCUGGUGAGUUUGGAUUUAAAAAGACAAGCAGGAAAAACUACAAAACAUUGGUAGCUGAAGCAAGAGCCGGAAUUGAACAAAUCCUCAGUCGGAACGAUUCUCGUUCUGAAACGAGUCGUGCCAUUAAAUCAGAUAAGACCUUACCCAGCCAAUAUUCCAAUAUUUCAGAAACAACGCCCCGUUAUGGCUCAGAUAGGUCAACACAAUGUGUCCAGACUGAUUAUGUAAAAAACAAAAGUGCUAAGUACACCACUACCGCAGGUCAAGCUACCACGCCUACUUCCCGAACAUCACCACAGCAACUGCAGCAGGACUCUACUAGUGAUUCAAACAAAACCCCCGAUGAAACACAAUAUUUUAAAAACCUGCUCACAGAGAAGCAAGUUCUGCAGGAUGAAAACGGGAACAACUCUAAGGGCUCAGGAACAAGUUUGGCUCAUUCCAAAUGUACCGGUCUUCGCUCACAUGGCAACAAAUCAGACUUGCUUAGUAAAGCCGCAACUCCUUCUCCUAUCGGCAACGGUGGUCAGGCAGAAGAGAAGAAAAUAAAGCCUAAUAAAAUCAGGUCUCUAAAAGAAACGCUUAAAACGGCAAAGAAUUGUCGAAUACCAAUUCGAAAAUUUCAGUCACAGUCUUCCACGAACCCGUCCACUCAGUGUGAGUACAUACAACUGAACAACAUUCAGAGCAUUGUUAUCGCUUCUACCGUCGAUAGACAAAACCGCAGGACCAGGGAACUUGCACAGAUUUCCUUUAAAAGUUGCAAGAUGAAAAAUGAAAGGCUUAACAAUUGCUUAAUGACAGCUUCCAAUAACAUCAACAUUGUUAAUACUGAUGGCGUACUCACGUUAGAGAUUUCUGCUCAGUCAGACUCAGUUGCUGCCGAGGGGGAAGGAGAGUGUGCAAGCAACAGACAUAAGUAUAAAAAGACUGCAGUGUCGGGGCACCACUCUCCUCAAACAGAAAGCAAAAGUAAACAACAUUCAAAACUACCCUGUGUAUCCUUCGGUAAAGGUUCGAAAGUUCUGUCACAAGGAGUUGCUUCAAACACAAAGAUUCCAAGAUGUCAGACAGCGAAGAAGAGCAGAGAAACAAUGAAAAAGGACAUCAAAGAAUGCAAAAAGUGCGAAAGUGAAGCUGAGUCUGGUGGUAGAGAACACUAUGGAGCCAAAGAAAUACUGCACAAAACAACAGUUUCUUCAAAUAAAGAAAAUACAGUUUCUUCUGAUAAAAUUGCUGAUCAAACAAAGGACAAUGUAAAAAAAAUAGCAUAUGCCAGACAGUCUGUUCCGAUAACUGCCUCAGCGAAGCUACCCUGCAAACAAGGGCUUGGCCGAAGUCCUGCGAAAGAGAAAGAUGCUCUGGUGGGUCUUGUGACAAGUACAGCUGUCAAACUUCCUGCGAGUGAGAAGGGCUCCAGACUUGAAACGGACUGCUCCACCAAGACAGAGUCUUUGCUGGCCAGAUGUGAACUGUUUAGCGCGUCCACACCAUCAGAAGGACAUCGGUUCUCGGAGGCUGAGUCUCUUCAGGAGUAUGUGGAACUCGAAGACUGUCUUGUGAAGUACCAGAGAGAUCCAUGCGAAUCCUGCUUCUCCCAAAAAGAAGUGUACCAAAGUUGUGAAAGUCGGAUCAGUCACAGCCCCGUCAGGGUGGACGAUCAAACACAGCAAGUCGAAGAUAAUGUAAAUCAAAAGAAAAUAAUAAUACCGGUGCAUGCAAGUGCUGGCUCUGAGUUUCCAACUUGUCAAAAUCAAGCUGACAAUUGUGAGGUAAGAGUGAGGGAAGAGUCUCGAAAGGAAGAUAGCCAAACUGAAAGAAAGCCAGCAGUGAUAUCAGUAGUCUCUGACAACGAUAUCUCACAAGAUCUUGCGAAUCGACAUUCUGUCCAGAGUUCACAAGCAACGCAAGAUGAGGCAUUUGAACCAGGCACUUCUACUUCAACAUUUUCGCCAGGUGAAGAACUCUCAAGAACUGACCAUCUUAAAUUUCCCAUCGACCAGGUGGUGUCGGUUCAUACGACAGCAAACGUCUGCUUUGAGAGUCAAACAUACAACACCAGCAAAAUCUCUACUGACGAAUUUUCUGGUGGUUCUGGUUUGGAUGAAACUCAAGAAGACAUUCCGUCCAGCCUGCCUAACGUUACCCAAGUGGGCAGCUGUGGAAGUGUCGGGAGCAGUUCUUCAAGUUUACCGGACCAGCAGUUCCUUGACCUGAUUCACAAACGGGCAAUUAGUAAAUCCAACGGGGAACUCACUGAUCCAGAGAGCAUUCACGAAGACGAUGACCAUCGGAGAAUAUUGAGUAACUGUCGGUUCGGGUUCGUACCAAGUGAUGCUCACAAGAAUCAUGAAAGCAAAAUACCUUUAAAACGUGAAAAGAAAACAUGUUUGAAGUCAUGUUUGAAGUCUACAUAUAGUUUGGAGGAAUUUCCUAAACACUCUCAGGAAUUAGAUGAUGAUAACGUGUGUCUUUUGAACUCCACCGACAAGCAACCUGAAAGGCACUACAUGGGCGAAUGUGCCAAGAGUACAGAGGAAGGUACUGAUUACAAAAAGAACGAAACCUGUUUAAGAAAUACACUCAGUGGAAAAGCCUUCAAGAACUUUGAAAAGGACGGAUAUUCAGAAAUUGAAUCGAUGCACGACUUUGGAGAACACUCAAAUGCGUUGGAAAAUAUGGAAAACGCUGAGUCCCGUGUAGAUGACGUUAUGGUAGCUGCCCCAGAAACUAACGAAGAGAACAUCAUGGCAUUGAAAACAAAUAUCACUGUUAAUAGUUUAGGCAUUAAACUAUGUCACAGAGCUUGCGAUCAGGACAAUAACAUGACUUUACCACCCACUACUGGCGUUGUCGCGGAGUGCCACAGUCACUUUUGCCCCAAAAUGUCGGCGGUGUCUCCCAAUAUCCCCGAAACGCUACCGGACAAAAGGAAGCCGCCGACAAAACUCGCCGAGAAGUUCACCCUGACAUCAGAUGAGUCAUCAGAUAGUUUUGCUGUUCUAGAAGUCCACGAAGAUGUCAAGAAAACGGUCAACAAUGAUCACGUGACGACACCGGUAACACAAAUCAACGACCACUCUGUCAUCGAUCAGCAACCUUCCGCCUCAGCAGUGUCUGAACGUGCAGCUACUGGGGUUGAACAUCAGAAAGGGAACUCUCCAGCACUCUCCACUCAGCACAACACAAACAAGAGAGAAUGCAUUCCAAGCCAGAGUUCGAAUCACAGCUCGAUGGAAACGCCUAGCUCAUCCAACGGUUUGAGAGACGAAAAAAACCCGGGAGCGACGUCACCAUCAACUCCAAAGGCCGUAAUUUACUCGUCUGCAGAGAUCCCAGAGUUGGGCGAGAAGCUGUUCCGCCGGACGCCUGGACCAAGAAGAUUGACCAACAAUCCGCAGAAAGGGAGACUCACCAUGACCUUGAUCAACAGGGGAGCGUCUGCACGUCACCAAACACCAACGAAUUCACAGAAGCAGGGAACACUGGCAGGCACUAAAGGUAGAAUGAUCACUGCAUUGCCUGCCACUGAAUCUGCUGAACAGCAACAUAGUGACUGUUACGCUCCAGAAAGUCUAAAAGAAGAGUCAGCGUGUAUGGAAAACGGGAAUAUUUCUACUGAAGUCAGGGACAGAUGUUACGUUGAGCACAAUUUUAAGAGCAUCAGCUACUCCACGUCUGACGAUGAAGGAACUAAUCAAAUUCUUUCGUCCAGGAGCCAAAACAAAGUUGAUACUUACACUAAUUCUAGUGAUGAAAAUAAGAAAAUUAGUCGCGACGUGGCCUCUUCAGAAUCAAAUCAUACCAGAAAUUCUAACAUUGGGAGUUCUCCAAAGACUAUAUAUGAUGAAACCCCUACGCGAAAACCGCCAAAUGAACACGACUGCAUUAACAACAGCACCCACAAAGUAGCUACAACCCCAGCAUUCGCACAGGACAAGACACAGAACAACAGACACAAAAUCGGUUCAAAGUCCAGAAUUCCGCUGGUAAAAGUAAAAGACGCCCGUUUAUCAACUACAAAGGCAGAAAACGUGAACAAGACAGAGAGUUUACCUCCCCUGUCAAAAAGACAAAACGGACUUCCUCACAAGCCAAAGAUGAAACGUCAUUACUAACCCAUCCGCUCUUCUGAGAUGACAUGCUCGGUGUAGUGGGAUCGCAGAGCAGCUAAGCUAAGGCAAUGCAGAGGUUAUGCUGAAUCAGUCUGUUCUUAGGUAUCGAGUAUCUGUAUAGUGCAGAAGUUAUGCUGGGAACUCUGUACAAGUUAUUUUAUAUUUUUAUUGGGGUUUUUUGGGUCUAAAUUGAUGAUUGUGGGUGGUGAGGUAGGUAACAAACUUACUAAUAAUAAUAAUAAAGAAAAGGUGAGGUCGUUCUGUUUGGGAGGGGGGCGGGUUGCAUUAUCAUUUUUAUUAUUGUGAAACGGGAUCUGGGCGGCCUUACUCCCCUGACUUGAAGAACCCAUUUUGUGUAGAAACCGAAGUGUGCCAAAUAAAAGAUGCAAAUCUACAUAUUAUUGUGUAGAGCUUUUUCCCAAACUAGUCCUACAAACAGCAAGAAAAAUGAAUCACUUUUCUGUCUCAAAGUGAUUUUUUGUUUACAUGCAAGUAUCUUGUUUUUAAAUGUCGUGCAUUGUUAUAUCAUUUUAUGCCUGCAUAAAUUGUAAGUGCGUAACAAAAUAACAAAUGUAAUUAAAGUCUCUUUAUCCUCUACAAAUGUUCUCUGACAAUUGACAAAUAAAUUUAAUUUUACAGGUUUUGAAAUUUUUAUUCAGUAUGGCAUGCAGCAUUUACAAUUGUUUUACAAUAUCAAUCUUACACACAUGUAGAAAGAUCUGUCCGACAGUUUGCCCAGUGGCCACAAAUGAAGGUCUAUCUGACUCAUGAAUGAAUGGAUGUCUUCUAGCAUAGUCACAAUAUGUGUUAAAAAUAAAUCUACAAUGUUCAUUACUAAAUA
Molecule: messenger RNA, 10413 nt
Organism: Aplysia californica (California sea hare)
Lineage: Eukaryota; Metazoa; Mollusca; Gastropoda; Aplysiida; Aplysiidae
Exons: 3
Coding region: 402-9575 (3057 amino acids)
Source: RefSeq, a predicted model, not a curated record